AUGAACCCAAUCUCUCUUUCUCUCUCCUCCUCCUUCACUCUUUCCUCGCACCCAUCUCACUCUUCUCUCAUCGCCUCCUUUAUCUCUCUGAGCAACACCCAGAUCAUCUCCGAUUACGUUAUCCGCCACCACUUCUGCCAUAGAGUAGAGCCGCAAACCACCGCCGCCACUCCUUCCAAGUCCCUACCUUUCCCAGUCGGCCACGGCUUCGACCUCCACAGAUCUGGGUACCCCCUCAUUAUCGGCGGCAUCGAUAUCCCUCAUGAUAGAGGCUACGAGGCUCACUCUGAUGGUAAAUCAAACGACAUAAAUGGGUUUUGA
Cornus florida is the source of this 321-nucleotide messenger RNA. RefSeq lists its product as uncharacterized. NCBI's taxonomy places the organism in Eukaryota, Viridiplantae, Streptophyta, Magnoliopsida, Cornales, Cornaceae. The transcript has a single exon. Gene Ontology annotation, biological process: terpenoid biosynthetic process. The record is from RefSeq and is a predicted model, not a curated record. The coding region runs from base 1 to 321 and encodes 106 amino acids. Gene Ontology annotation, molecular function: 2-C-methyl-D-erythritol 2,4-cyclodiphosphate synthase activity.